Messenger RNA from Leptinotarsa decemlineata (Colorado potato beetle), 580 nucleotides. RefSeq lists its product as uncharacterized. The record is from RefSeq and is a predicted model, not a curated record. NCBI's taxonomy places the organism in Eukaryota, Metazoa, Arthropoda, Insecta, Coleoptera, Chrysomelidae.
GAAUGUCACUGUCACUUUGUUGAAAUGAUCAAAAUGAAUUGUUAUGAUGAAAAAGUAAAAUCAGAUAUCUUCAAAGCUUCCACUACCUACCAGAAUGAUUAUAAAAAAUACUGCGGUAUUACGCGAGAGUUUCCUACCUACGAGAGGCAGAGAGAAGAGGUCAGAACUCCUCCUCCAAAACCCAAGAGAGGGGAAGAUCACGAGACUUUUGCACAAUGGAGGGAAGGAAUACAUAUUCCGUUUGAUCUUCUGUUGAAUCCAAAACCCAUCAUUCAAACAGAUCCUCGGAAACCGUUUAAAAAAUUAGAGCCAAUUGCAAGACAAGGAACAGAUGAAGCCAUAAAGACUAGACCAAGGGUAUACAUGACCCCGGCAGUCAGUAUGGAUGAUGUGCCAGAAGCAGAAAUGAGAAAUUUAUUAUGUCAACACGUUUACACUAGUGAAUGGAGAAGAGCAGAAAAGGAAGCGACGGAAAAUUUCAAAAAAAUAAUUCCUCAGAUUGGAAAAAUUGAAACCAAAGACACGGUAACUCUGCAAACCGAUCUCUACAAACCCAUCAAUGAGAAAUUCAGACGAUUAG